ACUAGUUAACGUUGCAUUCGGGUCUACAAGUAAAUCGUGAUCGUACCACGUGGGUACGACACAGUGGGACAUCAAAACGUUGCGGCCAAACGUGGUUGACGAUCUCAAUGAACGGUAUUUGCUUUGGUUGGGAAUAAAGUUUGACUGACGUCAAGACUUUUUGUGUAGCCGGCCGUGUUUUAUGAAAAUACCUACAGAUGUCCGUUAUCUUGAACGCAACAUUAGUCCUUACUCAUCCAACGUGAAUUCCGCCAUUGCGAAGUGAUUCAUUGACUGAAACGCUGUUAAAAGAGUUUAAAAAAGACAUUUUGCACUGGAUUUUUUUUUAUCGGGUUUAUCUCUAGAUCCAUACGGAAAUGGUCCUUCAGACUACCAGCUCCUCUACUUUGUACUUUACACCGCCAGCGUGUGUCACCUUGAUUUCAGACAUGGCAGCUAUUGUGUUGUUAGUGUGAAUGGCAAACAGUAUCACCCCUAUAUGUUUAAAAAAGCCAUAUUAAAUAUAAGAGAUUAGCUAUUUUUGAAAUGGGCGUAGUGGUAAGGAACCUCCAAAAGGUGGUGCCUCUUCGUCGCGCCCGCCUCCGCAAGGAUAUCAACACGCUCAGGCACAUCCUGGGUAUCCAGAAGUUCGACUUGGGCGUCAUUUGCGUGGACAACCGCAGGAUUCAGCACAUUAACAAAAUGUACAGGAAGAAAGACGAACCCACGGAUGUCCUCUCGUUUCCAUUCCACGAGGGCCUGAGACCCGGCAAGAUGCCGUGUCCCCUCCACAGAGACGAGCUGAACCUCGGGGACAUUUUCCUGGGCGUGGAGUUUGUCAUGCGGCAGUGCCGGGAGGAGUGCACCGAUUUACACGGAGCGCUUACUGUGGUGACGGCCCACGGUAUCUGCCACCUGCUUGGCUACAGACAUGAGACGGACGAGGAAUGGAGUGAAAUGCUGCAGAAGGAAAGCUACAUUCUUAGAGAGUACAGCCGACUGACAGGGCAGCAUUUACUGCCCAUGAUGAAACCGUGCCAUCAAGACAGGUGACAUUGACUUGUGACUGGUUCAUUAAACAUCUAAAAACAAAAAAACAAAAAAAAACCAACUAUACGUCCAUUGUAAUAUUUUAUCAGUUUAGUCUGCUGUAAGAAUUCCAUGAAGUUCACUGUGGAGGCUAGAAAAGAAACUGAACACAGUCAAUUCCAGGAAAGUGUUCUUUUGAUCUUUCUUUUAUUUGCAAAAAGACAGAUCGACGUGAAGGUUCAACUUUUAAUUGGGUAUGACAAAAGAUCUCGCCUCCCUGGUGUUCUGCGUCUUCACCGGUCAACUCGAAGUCGCAAUAAAUAGAAAAACUCAAGACUAUAAAAAUUGUUAAAGGUUUUUGACAAAAAUAUUGGGGUGGACAAAUGUAAAGCUCACACAACAUCUAUAAAACAUUUCUCAGGAGGCACAUGAUCUAAACAAGACAAAAGAGGGCUUUUUUUUUUUGCUGGAAAUGAACAGGGGUAAAUUAAAGCACAAACAGCUCACCUCAGGGGGGAGAAAAAAAAAAAAAAAAAAAUCCACACAAAGCUUGAAUUGUGCCCAAAAA
Messenger RNA from Syngnathoides biaculeatus (alligator pipefish), 1576 nucleotides. Its product is annotated as endoribonuclease YbeY-like. Gene Ontology annotation, molecular function: metalloendopeptidase activity. Bases 526 to 1032 code for a protein of 168 amino acids. The transcript is spliced from 4 exons. NCBI's taxonomy places the organism in Eukaryota, Metazoa, Chordata, Actinopteri, Syngnathiformes, Syngnathidae. Gene Ontology annotation, biological process: rRNA processing. The record is from RefSeq and is a predicted model, not a curated record.